Molecule: messenger RNA, 777 nt
Organism: Moneuplotes crassus
Lineage: Eukaryota; Ciliophora; Spirotrichea; Euplotida; Euplotidae
Source: the annotation of a GenBank genome assembly
AUGGGACGAUCGAAUUUAUUUAAAGAAGAUCAGCUUAAGAUUCAUAAGAAGGAGCUCAAGAAUAUGAAGAAGUGCUUCUUGGCUCAGAAGGAUAAGUUUAGAGCAAUGGCUCAUGAUGGCCUUUCACUGCAUAUUUUCGUUCCAAGUUAUCAAGAUACGACAACUACUAAGAUUGCUUUCUAUAAUUCUCAUGAACUUAAAAUUUUCAGCCGACUUGAACCUCUGAGUGGAGCUCAUAUGCAAGGUUCAAUUGAAGCUUGGAUAGUGACCAAGAAACAUGCUCAGAAAUUAAAGAAAUUUUUGAAUAAAAUGAAUUUUAAAAUUGAGAAUCUUCAUCUAUACCAAAGCCCUGACAUUAUGUAUUCCAAAUUGAAUCUUCCGAUGGUAGGAGUUCUAAAAAUCCUACCAAAAAUUACAAAAAUCUUCAAGAUGGAAGGUUUUAUUCUUCUUGGCAAAAACCUCGCAUUAAUUCUCUCAAACAUGCAAACUUGUCAAAAACUCUGCUUCCAAUGCUGAAUCCUUGACUGAAUCUUCCAGAAACACAACAUUCAAGGAGAAUCAAACUUAAAAGUCCUCGAAAUCUCUUGGUGUAAACAAUUCGCUUCAAAACUGUUCGGAGCUCCAUGGACGAAUUUCACCAACCUCCUUCUCAUGAUCACAAAUUCUUCACUAGUGAAUUCUUUAAAUCACCUAAACUUCCACCCUAUCCCAGACCCGCGUUUGCACAAAAGAGUGUUCAAGGAAAAUGGAAUCGCUCAUCUGUUAGAUCCCUAUUAA